This is a messenger RNA of Lepisosteus oculatus (spotted gar), 1896 nucleotides long. The record is from RefSeq and is a predicted model, not a curated record. NCBI's taxonomy places the organism in Eukaryota, Metazoa, Chordata, Actinopteri, Semionotiformes, Lepisosteidae.
AUGGGUUCGCCUAGAAACCCGGAAGAGGCGCCCCCACCUCCGCACCAGCAGUGCGGGCGCCACAGCCCACCCCCCGGAGCAGCACGAGAGCCUGAGAGAGGGCGGCUGUCUGAACGAGGGCACGUGCCAAACACGGACACGCACUGUGGGGGCAGCUGCUGCUCGUUCCCAGACGAGUUCUGCUUUCCAGGAAGGACCGCGGAGGGCUAUGCGGCUUUCCAGGAGGACAGCUCCGGGGAUGAGGCCGAGAGCCCCUCCAAGAUGAAGCGCUCCAAGGGCAUCCACGUCUUCAAGAAGCCCAGCUUCUCCAAGAAGAAGGAGAAGGACUUCAAGGUGAAGGAGAAGCCCAAGGAGGAGAAGCACAAGGAGGACAAGCACAAGGAGGAGAAAACCAAGGACAAGAAGUCCAAGGACCUGACGGCGGCCGAGGUGGUGAAGCAGUGGAAGGAGAAGAAGAAGAAGAAGAAGCCCGUGGCCGAGCCGGAGGCGGUCCUGGCCGAGGCCCCCUCCGCGCGGCCGGUCUUCGGCGCGCCCCUGGCCGAGGCCGCGGAGCGCACCGUCCUGUACGACGGCAUCCAGCUGCCCGCCGUCUUCCGCGAGUGCGUCGACUACAUCGAGAGCUACGGGAUGAAGUGCGAGGGGAUCUACCGCGUGUCAGGGAUGAAGUCGAAGGUGGACGAGCUGAAGGCGGCGUACGACCGCGAGGAGUGCCCCAGCCUGGAGGAGUACGACGCCCACACGGUGGCCAGCCUGCUGAAGCAGUACCUGCGCGAGCUGCCCGAGAACCUGCUGGGCCGGGAGCUGAACGCCCGCUUCGAGGAGGCCUGCGGCCGCCCCGCCGAGGCCGAGAAGGUGCAGGAGUUCCAGCGUCUGCUGGCCGAGAUGCCCGCCUGCAGCCGCCUGCUGCUCUCCUGGCUCGUCACGCACAUGGACCACGUCAUCGCCAAGGAGCCCGACACCAAGAUGAACAUCCAGAACAUCUCCAUCGUGCUCAGCCCCACCAUGCAGAUCAGCAACCGGGUGCUGUACGUCUUCUUCACCCACGUCAAGGAGCUGUUCGGGUGCGUGCAGCUCAAGCCCGUGGUCAAGCCCUUGCGCUGGUCCAACAUGGCCACCAUGCCAGCCCUGCCGGAGACCCAGGAGAGCAUCAAGGAGGAGAUCCGCAGACAGGAGUUUCUUCUGAACUGCCUGCACCGAGACCUGCAGGCGGGUAUAAAGGAUCUGUCCAAGGAGGAGAGGCUGUGGGAGGUGCAGAGGAUUCUCACUGCUCUGAAACGGAAGCUGCGAGAGGCUAAACGACAGGAGUGUGAGACCAAGAUAGCUCAGGAGAUUGCCAGCCUCUCCAAGGAAGACGUCUCUAAAGAGGAGAUGACCGAGAAUGAGGAAGAGGUCAUAAACAUCCUGUUAGCUCAGGAGAACGAGAUCCUGACGGAACAAGAGGAGCUGGUUUCCAUGGAGCAGCUCCUGCGGAGGCAGAUUGCAACGGAGAAAGAAGAGAUUGAGCGCCUCCGGGCGGAAAUCGCCGAAAUCCAGAGCCGCCAGCAGCAGCACGGCCGCAGCGAGACGGAGGAGUACUCCUCCGACAGCGAGAGCGAGAGCGAGGAUGAGGAGGAGCUGCAGAUCAUCCUGGAGGACCUGCAGAAACAGAACGAGGAGCUGGAGGUGAGCGCGCGGAGCCGUGGGGCUCAGGGCCGUCUCGCGAGCGGAACCCAGGGGUUCCCCACUGCUUUACAGCCUCUUCCUCUGGCUGUCGCGGUUUCGUUUGCCCGAAUUGUCGUCUUCUGCCGUUGGUCGCAAAACUUGUGCGGACCGCUGUCCUGCAUGGUGGUCUUCGUGACCGAGGCAGAGGGGACAUCGACACACCUGCUGCUUAGGGGUCGGGCCCCUUUCUCUUGA